Pyrus x bretschneideri (Chinese white pear) is the source of this 1249-nucleotide messenger RNA. RefSeq names its product nuclear transcription factor Y subunit B-4-like. The coding region runs from base 1 to 669 and encodes 222 amino acids. Gene Ontology annotation, biological process: regulation of transcription by RNA polymerase II. The record is from RefSeq and is a predicted model, not a curated record. The transcript has a single exon. Lineage: Eukaryota; Viridiplantae; Streptophyta; Magnoliopsida; Rosales; Rosaceae. Gene Ontology annotation, molecular function: RNA polymerase II cis-regulatory region sequence-specific DNA binding; DNA-binding transcription activator activity, RNA polymerase II-specific; protein heterodimerization activity. Gene Ontology annotation, cellular component: CCAAT-binding factor complex; nucleus.
AUGGUCGACAAUAAUAAUCCUGGAGCAAGCGGAGCUGCAAAGGAUGAUGAUAUUGAUGGAGGCAUCAAGGAGCAAGACCAGCUGCUGCCAAUAGCCAACGUCGGGCGGAUCAUGAAGCAAAUAUUGCCACCCAACGCCAAGAUCUCAAAGGAGGCCAAAGAAACCAUGCAAGAAUGCGCGUCGGAGUUCAUCAGCUUUGUCACCGGCGAGGCCUCGGAGAAGUGCCGCAAGGAGAGGCGGAAGACCGUGAAUGGUGACGAUGUCUGCUGGGCGCUCGGAGCGCUGGGUUUUGAUGACUACACUGGUCCGUUGCGAAGGUACUUACACAGGUAUAGAGAGCAAGAAGGGGAUAGAAUAUCAUCGGAGGCGAACAACAAUAUUAAUGAAGAUCAUCAAAGGAUAUCGAUCAACAAUAUUCCUCAUACACAAGGAUCUAAUUAUUUCAAAGGAUCUAGUACUUCUGGUUGUAAUUAUGUUCGAUCAGUAUGUGUGCGGGCCUGCGCUUGUUGGCUAAGUGAAUUGAUCAUAUAUUGUAUCUACUUUCUUUUUAAAUAUAAGGGAAUAUUAUUUAGUGUCAUUGAGGAGGUAAUUAUAUGCAUCUCCCACCUAAUUAAGGGAUUAUUAUUUGAGUUUUUUCAUCAUGUGGUUUGGAGGUUCUGCUGGUUCUAGUGGAAUUUAUUUCAUGUGAAAGAACACAUGCAACUGCAGACAAAUUUAACCGAACCCCCUCAUAAGAAUAGUAAACUAAAGUAGUUGAAUAAAUUUGUCUUCUGAAUUUUAAUCCAUGAUUAAUUAUGGUAACACUGGUAUAAGGUCGCUGUCAGUGUCUCUGUGAUAUGAUAAUUACACCUAUAUGAUAUACUGAAUAUGCAGAUGUUUUUUUUUUUGGUUGUCACAGCUGAAUAUGCAGAUGUUGACUAGAUAAAGAUAAUAGCUUGGUUAAAGUUGUCUGUUUAAUUAAUUAAGGUUUAAAGAUUGUUUAACCCAAAAUUUGUUUGUUGCCUGUGGUUGGGGAAUCAGGGACCACCAUUAAUUUAGUGGCUAAGAGACAAUCUUACAUAUUAAAAAAGUCAAAACCAAUUUAGAGUUCAUGUUUAAUUACGUGGUUUCAUUGUAUCUUUCUAAACUACGUACACAUAUAAGUACAAAUUAAGGAAGAGCUAAAGAAAGAAUUAGGGUUUCUAGGGCAUUUUUACAUUUAAUUAUUUCCUUUUGAUGAAUAUACAUGGUUGAUAUAUAACUUCUAUUG